Messenger RNA from Neodiprion fabricii, 1236 nucleotides. RefSeq lists its product as uncharacterized. The coding region runs from base 1 to 1236 and encodes 411 amino acids. The transcript has a single exon. Lineage: Eukaryota; Metazoa; Arthropoda; Insecta; Hymenoptera; Diprionidae. The record is from RefSeq and is a predicted model, not a curated record.
AUGGUCGAGAACCUCAGGAAGACCGGCCAGGCAAAUAUUAGCGCCGGAGCCGUCCAAGCACGCAUCUUCAAUCUCGACAAAUACUGGGAGAAAUUCGAGAGUCAACACGAAGUUCUUCUCAACAAAUUCAAGGAUGAGUUAAAGAAGCACGAUUACGCCACAUUCUCAUCACUGGUGGAAGAAGAGUAUAUGUCGCAGCGCGGCAUGCUCAUGGACUUCGCUACAAAGCUAACAGGAGAAACAAGGAAUUCUUCUGCAAGCACCCAACCACAGCAGAGCAACGGCCGAGCUUCACUGCCUCGUAUCCAGCUGCCCAUGUUCUCGGGCAAUUACGAAGAUUGGCCAUCCUUCAGAGACCUGUUUAAAUCAUUAAUCGACCAGGAUGCAUCAAUCAGCGAGGUCGAAAAACUCCACUACCUCAAGGCGAGCCUGAAAGGGGAGGCCAGCCUACUCAUCAAAACUCUCAGCAUCACCGCAGAAAACUACAAACAAGCCUGGAACACUUUGAGCGGCUUGUACGAAAACAAAAGGGCAUUGAUCAGAUCGUGCCUCACCAAAUUUACAUCAAUCCCAAAGGCAAAGGCGGAGUCAGCAAACGAACUUCAAAGAAUCUUCCACGGCAUGAUCUCAACCUGCAGUUCACUUGACGCCAUUGGAAGACCCAUCGGGCAGCACGAGGACUUGUAUGUCUUCCUGGUGGUCGAACUAUUCGACAACAAAACACGUCGAGAUUGGGAGGCCUCUAUCGCCGAGACAACGGAGCCUCCUACCUACACACACCUCAGGAACUUCCUCGAACGCCGAAUCCAGACGCUCGAAGCAAUCCAGCAACCAAAGGGAGAACAGAAAUCUCCCGAACCAUCACCACGGUGGAAAAACACACAUCACGCCCAGAACAACAAUGGGAAGAAGAAGGCAAGCGAACCCGAACAAGAACAGAGACGCAGUGCACCCACAGAAACCUGCAUCAUCUGUAACCAGGCACACUACAUUAUGUUCUGCCCAACCUAUAAGGACAAACCAGCCAGGGAACGGUUGAGCAUAAUUUCGCAACACAACCGCUGCACCAACUGCCUGGGCAAACACAAGCACCACGAAUGUCCAUCCAAGAAGACGUGCCGAACUUGCUCGGAGGGACAUCACACCACGAUGCCUUGGCCGCUCCAAAGCCAGCAACCUCAGCCAAUUGCCUCAUCGCCAAGCAGCGCCCAUCAACAAGAGUGUCCGUUCUGCUAG